This is a messenger RNA of Nicotiana attenuata, 1563 nucleotides long. Its product is annotated as zinc finger MYM-type protein 1-like. The record is from RefSeq and is a predicted model, not a curated record. The transcript is spliced from 4 exons. NCBI's taxonomy places the organism in Eukaryota, Viridiplantae, Streptophyta, Magnoliopsida, Solanales, Solanaceae. Bases 1 to 1563 code for a protein of 520 amino acids.
AUGGCUCUUGUUCUGCGUUAUGUCAAUAAAGAGGGUGAACUUAUUGAGAGAUUCCUUGGUCUUGUUCAUGUUAAAGGUACAACUGCACAUGCAUUACAUAAAGAAAUAUAUUCUUUGCUUUUACAACAUUCAUUGAGUUCAUCUCUAAUACGGGAACAAGGGUAUGAUGGAGCUAGUAACAUGCAAGGAAACAUCAAUGGUCUUAAAACUUUGAUUCUGAAAGAUAAUCCUUCGGCACAUUGCAUACAUUGCUUUGCUCAUCAGUUGCAAUUGACUCUUGUAGCUAUUGCAAAGAAACACCAUGAUGUAAAUAAUUUUUUUGACACUCUUGCUAAUGUUUUGAAUGUUGUUGGAGGUUCUUAUAAGCAUAGGGAGAUGCUUAGAGAUGAUCAAGCUGAAAAAUUAGAUGAGUUAUUAGUGCUUGGUGAAGUUCAUAUAGGAAGUGGAUUAAAUCAAGAACUUGGGCUUCAAAGACCAAGUGAUACCCGUUGGGGAUCUCACUUUAAGACAUUGCGUAACUUUAUUUCUUUAUUCUCAUCGAUUGUUCAUAUACUUGGAGUUCUUGCAAAUGAGGGUUCAAAUUAUCAGGAGAAAGCAUUAGCCAAAAGUCUAGUGGAAGAUAUAAGAUCUUAUGAGUUCGUUUGUAUAUUACAUUUGAUGUUAAAACUAUUGGCAAUUACAUAUGAUUUGAAUAUGGCCCUACAAAAAAAAGAUCAAGAUAUUGUUAGUGCAAUGAAACUUGUUGAUUUCACAAAGAGGCAAUUGCAAACAAUGAGAGAAUCUAAAUGGAGUCCUUUGAUAGAAGAUGUCUCUUCGUUUUGUGAUAAGAAUGGUAUUGUAAUCCCAAAAAUGGAUGAGAAUCGUUUUAGUGAAGUGAAUACUGCUCUGCUUCUUGGUAUGGCUAGUUUGAGUCCUGAUGAUUCUUUUGCGAAUUAUGAUAAAAACAAGAUUAUGAAACUUGCUACAUAUUAUCCAAAUGAGUUCACUGCUUCUAAGCUUGAAGAUCUUAGUUUUGAGCUUGACAAAUAUAUUGACUAUGUGCGAGAAAUGGAAAAUGCAUUCUCUAAGUUGAAAGGUCUUGGUGAUCUGUCGAAGACAUUGGUUAAAAUAAAUAUUCACAAGACAUGGGGACUUAUUUAUUUGCUUGUGAAGCUGAGUUUGAUAUUACCUGUGGCUACUGCAACGGUUGAAAGGGCUUUUUCUUCAAUGAACAUAAGUGCAAGAAAAUUAUCAAAAGUUUCUAUUAAGGAUGCAAAUAUGUCUAAUGAUUAUGAAGACAAUGGUGGUGGAUUGGUUGCACCAGGAAGUGCCAUUGGUGGUGGGAUUGGUCUAGGAGGAGAAAUUGGUGGGGGUGCUAGUGUUGGAAUAGGGGGGAGGUUGGGUUUUGAGGCAGGACCAAGUGGUGAAGGAAUCGAAGGUCAAUUUGGAGUCGGAAUUGGUGGGGGAUUCAGACGAAGUAUUGGACCAAUUAGUGCAAACACUGGCUUUGGUGGUGGCAAUGGCGGCCUUGAUGGAGGAGUUGGCGGCGCUGAACUUGGUAGUGACAUUGGCUCGUCACCUUGA